CAUGGGAAAGCGCCGGAACGCCUCCGAUUGGCUACUGGACUCAGUUUCCAGGACGACGCGAACUAAACGAAAAGCGUCGCCGACUGCGGAACUGCAGGAGCCUAUUAGUUUUAGGCAAAUGAAACAAUUCUUCGGCGAAUUUAAAAUGGAGAAAAAGAACGAGGAGAAGAAGGAGUUUGAUAAAAUAGUAUUCUCAGAUCACGACGAAGAACUUUCUAGCAGCAGGGACGUCAAAACAGAACCCUGUGUUGAAGAACCAGCCACCUGUGGGCCAGAACCCGCACGGGCUCUCAAAACCAACUCUGAGCGCGAGGUGUCACACAGUCAGAGUGUUAUUUUUGAGACUGACAGAGGCGACAGUGGCCGAUAUUCGGGGUUAAACCUCGACACCCCAAAGGCAGAGAGUCCUACUACUGCCGCUGAAGGCACAGACGACAAAACAGUCCAGCGCGUAGACUCCCUCCAAGACUUGGGCACACAGAGAGACGAGGCCCGCAAACUAAACAGGCAGCUGCAGACGAAACUGGCGCAAUGCUUCCACAACACAGCCAUUGAUGGGGGCCAGCUGGGGAGAGGCAGGCCGGAGGAGGAGCAGCGACGGGAGUACGAGCGGUCAGUCCGGGUCCUGUCUGAGCUGAAGCAGCAGCUCGGCGCUGCUGCACUGGCGGCCCGGCGGCAGGCAGAGGAGCUCAGGGCACAGGCCCGCGACAAGCUGGGCAAGGUGGAGGCCGAGUGGGAGGUGUUCCUGGCGCUGAAGCGGGAUGCUGCGCUGGAGGCGCUGAGCCCCCGCCUGGGGACGGACCUGGCCCGGUCCAAAGUGCAGGCGGUGCUGACGGCGGAGCAGCUCCGGCAGAACCAGCUGACCAGGCUGCGUCUGAAGCACUUCUCGCUGAGGUCCAGGGUCCAGAGGCUGGAGGCGGAGCUCCGUGGCCAGGACCCCCAGCGGGUCCAGUCGGAGCGGCUGCAGGCCAGCAUGCUGGAGAGGAAGGAGGAGGCGGGAAGGGAGAGAGAAGAAUCCCGAAAGCUGCAGAGGAGGAUCUGCAGCAGCCUGGAGGUCCUGUCAAACAUCAGGGAGAAGCUGCUCUGGAGCCAGGCGGAGGUCCGGGCCAAGCGGCAGCAGCUGGCCGAGGUGGAGGUCCUGGUGGCGGAGAAGAGGGACGUCCUGAUCCAAACCAGGCUGGAGCGGAACCGCCUGCAGCGAGCCAACGGCAGGCUGAACCUGCGCCGCGGGCUGCUGGGGGACAGAGACCUGCUGCUGGACCUGGAGCAGACGCUGGACGCCUCACAGCUUUUAGAGAAACAUCUGGAGGAGCUGAGGCUCAGGAAGGCUGAGGUCACCCCCAGGAGUGGGGAGGGAAGGGGCAAACCACAGUCAUUUCAGGGCUUAGACCCUUAGAGCCGUUCUUGUUUGUUAUUCCCUUUUUUUCUUCCUUCUUUCCUUUCUUUUAAUACCCAUCAACUUCUUUCCUUUUUUAUUUAUGUUUUUGUUUUGUUUUUUAGGUCUGGACAAUAUGGCUUACAUCACAAUGUAAGCGUUUCAUGUCAGUUGAUAUCAAUGAUUAUUGUUUUUUUGUUUAUUAUUUUAAAUAUCAUAAAAACUCUAAAACUUUCUGUUUCACCCACAGUUUUCACUCCGUUCAGUAGUUUAGUAUUUUUAAGCAGUAAGGAGUGACGGGGCCGAAACCCGAACCAGCUGCUCUCAAGUUACUCAGCAGGUUGUUGCUAGGUAACCAAAGAGCAAGCAAGUUACUUGAUGCCACCCACCUUUCUUAGCCAGCUGUGAGAGGUUGAGUGGCUAAAGCCUUUCCUCUGCCUACAUCCCCCAGAAUGCUCUGCGGUUUUGAUCACGUCAUUAAAUACCAAAAUUUCCACCUAACUUUAUAUUUAUACACACACACAUGCACAUAACAGGCUGUGUGAAAAACACACUGUAUGAUCUGUGAAACCAUAAUUCUAUUCAUGUGAGCAGAUUUCUAAUUUCCUCCAAAUGUAGCUAAUUUCCUGCCUUGUUCUUCCAAACCCACCAUCAUGUCUCAUCUCGCCUCAUGAGAGGAAUGUAUUUUCACAUCUUAGUUUGAAUGAAUCCACAAAAAAUAUGUAACGAUGCAAUGAUUUAAGGGUUUGUAGCUUCUGUCUUGGUUGUUUGUUGACCACUGUGUAGAUUUAUCAUUUUAUGAUUAAGUCUGGUUGUUAUUCUUUUUUUUAUUACAUAUUUCUCUAUUAUUUCAAAAAUAUUUCAGCCAGACUCUUAUUGCAAUCAAUUAUUUAGUCAGUAUCGUCCGUCUGUCUCGCGUCCCCCGGUUGUUUGUCCAUGUCUUCGUGCCGGGCAGCUGGACGGUGUUGCUGGUGAAAGCCGUCC
Molecule: messenger RNA, 2359 nt
Organism: Xiphophorus maculatus (southern platyfish)
Lineage: Eukaryota; Metazoa; Chordata; Actinopteri; Cyprinodontiformes; Poeciliidae
Product: coiled-coil domain-containing protein 96-like
Exons: 3
Coding region: 2-1396 (464 amino acids)
Biological process (GO): cilium assembly
Cellular component (GO): axoneme; ciliary basal body
Source: RefSeq, a predicted model, not a curated record